UAGUGAUCCAUACGAUUCAUACGAUCCAUACUCAGUGCAAUUUGUUACGUGGAGUGUGGUUAACAUGUGGUGGUUUGGGAUGGUUGUGUGGUGAUUGAAUGUUUUAAACAUGUUUAAACAUUUUAUUCCUUUUAUGCUGCUUCUUGUAUCUCCAUGAUGACGUUCAACAUUUUGUACAACUCGUGUAUCCAAAGGAUGAAACAGGAGUGAAAAUGUAUGCUGCAGUCUGGGCUAUAAUUAUUUUCCAAAUGUAUUGGAUUAGAAGUUCUUACAGCACUGACUGAAGAGUUCUUCUGUUGAAAUACGCCCCGUAGCCCAGUGAGUCAUCUGACACUGUGGAGUAUGUUGGGAUAUAUUGCCUCCAGCUUCAGAGUCGAAGAGGCGUCUUUGUCUGUAUCUGAUGUUUGUCAUUGGUUUCAGUGCUAGAGCUGCGUUAUUUGUUGAGGAACCAAGAUGACAUGUAAUACAAUAAUUUUAAAAUGGUCUAGAAGCAAAAUGUGCAGGAAGUAUAACAGCCUUCGAUCUUUGUGAAUAUUGCACUAAUACAGUUCUUACGAAGUGCUGAAACUUGCACGUGAUUUGCAUCCUUUGAGCACUUACAUUCAUUUGUCGUAUGAUACAGGAAGUUAUUUUUCCUAUGCAACUUGUGACACUGGGGAGAUAAAUAUAACUUUAAAAUAGUUGUGUGAAGAGUCAAAAAAUUUGCAUUCACCGUUACUAACCAAGUUACAAAUGAAUUUGACAUCUGUAUGCUAUUCCCAAAUAAUAAAUCUAAAGAAAAAAGAAGAAACCUGUUAAGAUUGUUUGAGUGUAUAUAUUAUUUUGUUUCAACAAAGCACACAAGAAAAAAUACUACCAAUAACAAAACUGGAGCCCGAAUAGAACAAAUAAAUGUAUAAAGCUUAUGACCUCAUAGAGUGAAAGCAAAAGAAAUUGAACCCAAAUAUUACAUUUGUUACAACCGAAAAUGUCGGUUCAUCAAGAUUCAAUUUUGCAUAAGAUUAAAGUAAUGCGAGGAAGAGCAGGCAGCAUCGUUAAAGUUUUGUCUGAGAGACAGGCUGUUGUUAGGGACAAAGUAUAUGGUGAUAUUACAUUUACUGAGGAUGUAUUUGCAUUUUCAGUGGAAGAAAAAGGGAUUGAUUUUAGAAGUUACUUUCCAAUAGGUAAACAGGUUUAUUUUGAUAUUGAAGUUAAUGAUGCAAGAUUUGUUAGAUGUACACGUAUUUGGAUGGGAAAAAAGCAGAAACCAGAUUUGAAUUGCUCUCAGCCCAUUUGCAUUCCAUAUCAGACAGAAAAUCUUGUGGGAAAUAGGGAGUACAAAGGAACAGUAAUCAGAAUGCUACCUCCGUUUGCCUUUCUGCUGGAGUUAGAUGACUCGAAGAUUCAUGUGUUUGUUUGUAACCGAUCCUUCAAGCCCAAUCGCCAAGCGCCAAACUUACAGAGAAAUGAAAUUAUCAGUCAUCAUGUAUCUAAGGGAGAUAAAGUGUAUGUAAAAGUAUACAGAAAUUCAGCAAGAAAAAAGUUUGAAUGGUCAGCAUACGAUGCAUGGAUGGAAGACAGUAAUACUUCUGAACCAAGCACUAGGUCUGAGGAUUCAAUGUGUAUCACUAGGAAGAAGCGGCAGCGUAAGAGAACUCGUAAGACUAAGGAGAAAACACUUAUUAUGAAAGGCAGGUUGAGUUUUGUAGACACUGAGACAGCACUUCUUGAAAGCACAGACUGCAAUGGUACAGUGUCCUUUCAUCGUCGCAAUGCAUUCCUGUUUGGAGUCGCAAUGGAAAGGCUGAGCCUGAACUAUAUAUUCAAAAUAGGUGAAGAACUGAACUUCCUAUUAUCAAACAAUGUUGAAAGUGAGGCAUCACACGUGUGGUUUGGCUCAUUUGAUACUCUGAGUCAGAAUUGGAGGGAGAGAUUGAAUUGCAUCAUCCAGUAUUGCAAGGAAAGAGGCAUUAAUGACCUAUCUGUUUUGACCACCAUUUUUCAGGAACUUGGCAGACAACUACCCAGUGAAGAAGAGAAUAUAUCUAAUUGCCCCACUACUGACUUAGACAGUGCAUCUUCAGCAGGAGGCACCAUUAGAAAAGAAUUGAAUGAUUUUAGGAAAAAUAAAUCUGACACUUAUGAGUUAGAUAUGUAUGGUACUGUUGAACAAAAUGAAGUAGUACCCGAUGAAGAAGAGAAUAUAUCUAAUUGCCUGACUACUGACUUAGACAGUGCAUCAUCAGCUGGAGGCACCAUUAGAAAAGAAUUGAAUGAUUUUUGGAAAAAUAAAUCUGACACUAACGAGUUAGAUAUGUAUGGUACUGUUGAACAAAAUGAAUUAGUACCAUCAUCCAUAGUGUCUGGUAAUGUCUUAGUUACAGGUUCAAUACCAGACAUCAAUUUGACCACAGCUGCUGCCAAAGAAAAUGACUGUACUGUUUUGACUGAACAAAAUACAGCUCCAAAUGAAUUGACCAGCUGCACAGUAACAACCACACCAUCAAGUAGCUGCACUGUGAUAGCUUCAGAACAUAGCAUCAGUAAUGUUACAGCUGCAAGUAAAAAGUGUUGUUCUACCUUUGUUCCUGUGAUCACAACUAAACAGAAUACUACUCCUGCAAGUGAACAAAUUGGCUUAACAAUUAGAAAUAUGUCAGUACUACCUACAAGUACUGCAGGUGAAGGUCACAGAGCUGUGGCAGCAGCUAACAAAACAUUUACAGAUUCAGCAAAUCGAAGUAAAAUAGAAGAUGCUGAAAUAACUACAGAUCAUUUGAAAUCAAGCAUUAAAGUAGGAACAGAUUCUUUGAAAGACAACAGUAAUACAGCAGGUGAACCUGUGAAUGAAUCUGACAAAGUAACUGAUGGUAAGCUAAGUAGCCCAAUGGCUUGUAUCAGUAAAUACAUUGGUGUUUCAGAUGAGAGUCAAAAGCAUGGACACGCAGAUCUGCAGAAAGUAGAAUCAGAGUCAUUUAUUCCUGAUAUGGGUACAGAAAUAGUGUGCUUAUCAAAUUGUGAUACUGAACUAGAAUUGUCUAUAUCUGUGCUUAACAAGGAUCUAGAACAAAAUUUGAACCUGGCUCUUAUGUCAGUUCUCAAGAAAGAAGUAGGAGAAUCAGCAUCACAGAUUCUGGCUCCCUCUGUGAUGGGGCUCUUCAAGAAAGAAUUGAGUUGCAUUAUACAGAAGCUUAUGGUUAAGGCCCUGUCUUCUGUCAUAGAUAAUAUUACAGAGUUGAAGAACCAAGAUACAGAUUCACAAUAUGAAGAAGCUGGCGUGACCAGGGUCACCAGGAUAGUUGAAGAGUGGAAGGAAGAAUUUAUGUUGGUCACAGAGAGGCAGAUGGUAGAAAAAGAAAAGGCAUCAACUCAGAGCAACCAGGAAGAAGAUAUUGAUGAUUGCUGCAACAGCAGAAACAGUAUUGAUCAUAUUGGUACUGCUUAUAAUGAUGGCACAGAAGAUAAGAAUACAUUGGUUGAAUCUGUGCAGGACUUUGCUCAAUCAGAGAAGGUAGCUGACUGUAAGAUGAUGGCAAUCCCAAGAAAAAUUUCAGACAAAGGAACACAGACAGUUUCGACUGGCUGUAUCCUUUACUUGAAGUGCCUUCGUGACUUGUAGUAGUGUACCUGUGCUUCAGCAUGAUAUAAGUUAACCUUCUUGCUCAUUGAAGAAAGCAGUCUUCUAGGAUGUGGCGCUGUGUAGAUAUUGUGUUAACUGACGUUUCGGAGAAACGUAUC
Messenger RNA from Cryptotermes secundus, 3717 nucleotides. RefSeq lists its product as uncharacterized. The record is from RefSeq and is a predicted model, not a curated record. The transcript has 6 exons. Lineage: Eukaryota; Metazoa; Arthropoda; Insecta; Blattodea; Kalotermitidae. The coding region runs from base 968 to 3598 and encodes 876 amino acids.